Messenger RNA from Poecilia reticulata (guppy), 3898 nucleotides. Lineage: Eukaryota; Metazoa; Chordata; Actinopteri; Cyprinodontiformes; Poeciliidae. The record is from RefSeq and is a predicted model, not a curated record.
AUGCAGUUCCUUUACUUUUUUCCCCAGGUGAGCCGGACGUAUUGCUCCGGAACGUACCGAGCCGGACCCAUGAGGCAGAUCAGCCUGGUCGGCGCCGUGGACGAAGAAGUCGGAGAUUAUUUCCCAGAGUUCUUGGACAUGCUGGAGGAGUCGCCGUUUCUCAAGAUGACCCUGCCUUGGGGAACCCUCUCCAGUCUGAAGCUGGACUGUCGCUCUCAGAGUGACGACGGACCCAUCAUGUGGGUCCGACCGGGAGAGCAAAUGGUUCCAACGGCUGAUAUGCCCAAGUCUCCAUUUAAGCGUCGCAGAUCUAUGAAUGAAAUAAAAAACCUGCACUACCUACCGAGGGCCAGUGAACCCAGAGAGGUUCUGUUCGAAGACCGGACUAAGGCCCAUGCUGAUCAUGUAGGUCAGAGUUUUGACUGGCAGAGCACAGCUGCUGUGGGGGUCCUGAAGGCUGUGCACUUUGGAGAAGGGGAUAACCGCCCUCGGAUUACCAAGGAUGUGGUGUGUUUUGAUGCUGGGGACUUUAACGAGGUUGUCCAGAGGCUGCAGCUGGAUCUUUAUGAGCCCCCAGUUUCUCAGUGUGUCCAGUGGGUGGAUGACGCCAAGCUGAAUCAGCUGAGGAGGGAAGGCAUCCGCUACAUCCGCGCGCAGCUCUGCGACGACGACAUUUACUUCAUCCCCAGGAACGUCAUCCACCAGUUCAAGACGGUGUCAGCCGUCUGCAGCCUGGCCUGGCACAUCCGCCUCAAACAGUACCACUCGGCCGAAGACACGGAUGCCACGGAGGAGCAGCAGCAGCCCAAAGAUCUCAGCCCCACAUCGGGCCGAGUCUCCUUCUCCUCCCCUGCCAGACCGGACUCCACCCUCACCCCGUGCUCACGGCGCCAGCCGGACAGCAUCCACGGCGGGGUGGCCAAAACCGAGGAGCCCGAGUUCCAGAGGCCGGCCACGCCGUCGAAGGAGCCUCAGCCGGCCCCCCCUCAGCCCACCAAAUCCACUCACCUCCCCCACCUUUACCCCGCCUCGGUCCACUCUGGCUGCACGCCCUCGAAGGAGCCCUCGCUGCCAAAGGCUAACGGCCACACCACGGAGAUCCCCAAAUGAUCCCAGUCUGUCCUUCUUCCUUCCAGCUAUAGCAGGAAGUAUUUAAAAUUUUAGACUAAAUUUGACAUCUGAGUCAAUCAGGAAGCUUUUAAAUUAUUAUUCUUUUUUAUCUCACAAUAAUGGUGUGUUUUUGUCUUCUUUUUUUUUAACCUACUGUAAUGUCAUUGUUUAAUGGGACAGAAUAAUAUAUAUAUUUAGUUAUCGGAUGUAAAGAAUCUUAUUAUUUUUAAACUGAUAUUGUAAAUCGUCACACAUGAUGUGUGGAAGAAGCUUUUUUUUUUUUAUUUCACGGUGAAGUUGUUUCUCGGAAACCAAUUCACCCAUUAACCUGGAUGUGUUCUUUAUCAUUAACAGACGUUCUUCAGCUGCAUGAACCUGCCAUGUUAUCAUGUUUGACCUCUGAAUCUUAUGACGAUCACUUUAAGCCCGGGAUUAUGUAUUUUUAUUCGAUUGAUUUGGAGACAUGGGCAGCUGUGUGCAGUGAGCUCAGCGCAGCGGGGGCAGGGUGUUAAUUUGGCUUGGUUGGGGUCACUUUAUGUCAAAGUGAGAUUGAAAAUCCCCCAGAAACUGGAUGUCAAUUCUUCAGAGAAUCCAGUAAUGCUUAAAGCACUCUCCUCCCUCCAUGUGCAAAACUUCAGUGGUGUGACUGUUGUAACUUAUUAUCAGGGUGGCAGCAUAUCUGGGAACUGGCAGCCUGAUGGCAACAGUAGUAGCAUAUCCAUGGUGUGAGACACAAAUUCACAUCAUGGCCCUCGCUGGUGUGCUUGGUCACUGAACCAAGAAUUUGUAGCAGGACUGACCACAAGCCAGCCCAACCCUGGCCACACAGAGCAGGCAUUACACAAAUAAAUUAACGUCUUACAACACCAUCAACACCACAGCAGAUAUGUGCUUGGCAUUCUGACGCCACUCUGGCUUCAACAAAAGAAAAAAGGAUCUCACCAUGUUCUUCACACUAAGACAUAUAAACAUGUGAUGACUAGUCUGUAUCCAUGUAAAGAUUAGUAUGAGAAAAGCUGCUAAGAAAUGUCCACACCUCCAAAUUGCACGUUAACUUGUUGCUGAGCGCCUGUGGGAAGAUUAAGGUUUUCUGUUGUCUGCAAUUCAAUAUGUUUGGGAAAAUUGUUUUGAGAGAAGAGGAAGCACGAACAAUGUCUCAUCAGGUUCAUGAAUUAAUUUCUUUGUUGCGACUAAAAAAGGAGGAAGUGUUUACCCAGGUAUGAUCCUCCACAGCAGCGCUGUACAUGGCAGAGGACGUGCAGGAUUCUCAAGUUUAAAAUGAAGUUCCACAUUUUCUCAUUUGAUUCUUGUGGGUGAGUAUCCAGUCUGCCUUUAAACUGAAAUGACUUUUUCUGAGAUCCCGAAGGCCGUCUGAAGCCGCUUUGAAGUGGACUAAUUUCCCCCUUUAAAAGCAUCAUGCAAUUAUGUUAGUAAACUUAAAGCACUUAAAUCUUUUUUGCCAGCUAUGAGUUUGUAUUUAUAAAGUCAUAAUUCAAACUUUGUUUUAUAUGUGAACUUGUUUGAUUGUUUGUACCUUUUUUUUUUAUAUAUUUAUUUUCUGCAGAUUCUGCUUUCUGAUCCGGUAUCUCGAGCAUCUUUUAAUCACAAAGGAACUGCAAAAGUUGCACUUGGCAAUAAUAGUGAGUCGUUUUUCAUGUUUAGAAUGAAAAUGGAGCGUAAUAUGUCGUUGUGAUAGCUGAGAUCAUGUGACUGUUGUGAUGGUUUUAUUGUUUUGUUUUUUUCAUCAAAAUCCUUCGUAAGGUGAUGACUUUAGGUAGUUUUAGAAAGAAUGUAUAGGAUGAAGGCUAGAAAUGAUGUUCCAAAGCGUCCAGACGUUGGAUGGAGAUUGAGGCCUUCAGUUUCUUGUUUUCAGAAUGAAGUUUAGAAGGAAGGAAGUGACGUUGUGCUACCUAGUGCCUUUUGCAUGAUUAGACUAACUUAACACUGAAGGCUUCUAUUUUUUUGAUGACUGAAAUGGGAAAUAAGUACCUGGUAGCAAAUACUUUACACGUAAUAGUUUGGCUUUCCUAAAUCACAGAAUAGAUUUUUUGCUAUGUUAUUAUGCCUUCCAUAUUUGACUUCUUGUAGCUCUUCUUUCUUGAAGAUUUUUAGAUUUUGUUUCUUUUCCCUAACUUGUUGGCAUCAUAAAUCACAGACAGAAAGAUACAGGAAGCAUACAUUGUUCACCAUUGUAAAAUAAUUCAAUAAUUUGAAUGCAAAGACAUAUUUUUUAAUAAAUAAAUGUUCAGUUGCAGCAUAUCCAUAUGCAUGACAUUCAAUAUUUAUCAGGAUAUCCGUUUCAUCACAUCGCUUUUAAAUACCACGGCAAAGAAGCAGUGAACGAUGCGAAGUCCGCUCUGGUUGAAAGACAAAGUGUCGCGCUCGUGAGGAUUCGUUAUACCCGUUUUCUUGUUUCACGCUGAAAGCAUACAUGCGAUCACAAUCAUCACACACAUGCACAUUUAAAUUUAGUCCUAACCCACAACACAACAGCUUCGCCUUGAGCACAAAAUAAAACAGAAACUCACUCCAAGCGGUUUCUCAUAUUCGAAUAUUUAAAGUCCCACUUGCGUCGAUGUUGCUUUUCGUUUUAUAGAAGGCACUGUUCAGCAGUUAAAUAUUUGCUUUACUUUAUAAAUUGCACAAAGACUGGGCCCUUCCUGCGUGUUUCCUGAUGGGAGGUGCAGCUGCACAGAAACUCCUGUUUCAGCUUUUCUUUGCUCUUCUUCUGCUGUGUCGGAUGUUUUCUUGACAAAUUUGUAAUAAACCUGCUUCUGUCCCAAAGUCA